Prunus mume (Japanese apricot) is the source of this 1964-nucleotide messenger RNA. The record is from RefSeq and is a predicted model, not a curated record. Lineage: Eukaryota; Viridiplantae; Streptophyta; Magnoliopsida; Rosales; Rosaceae.
GUCGCUUCCAACUUCUUUCAGUUUCCAACGUUCAGCCGUGUGUGAAAAUGGAGGGUACUCUUCUUCUGAGCACAACAUGUGUUUCAAGUUCUCUCAAGCCACAGCAUCUUUCUUUUUCCUCCCAUCAACCCCAGUCACAGAGUCGAGCCCUGGCACGCAAGAUAAUCCGGAAAUGGAAGCAGGAAGAGUGUUUUGAUGGCAAGGAUAUUUACGUAGAUUGUGUGCCGCUAAUACGAAGUUUAAGUAGACAAAAGAUGCCUCAUGUAGCCCAGGAGCUUUUACUUGAAAUGAAAUCCGAUGGUCUUUUGCCUAGCAACUCCACUCUAUCUGCUUUGAUGCUAUGCCAUGCGAACAAUGGUCUUUUUCCUCAAGCUGAGGCAAUUUGGGACGAAAUGUUACAUAGUUCUUUUGUGCCUAGUAUUCAGGUUGUUUCCGAGUUAUUUGAUGCUUAUGGCAAUGUGGGAUGUUUUGAAAAAGUGAAUGAAAUUUUGGCUCAGAUAAGGUCGAGGAAUUUAAGUUUGUUUCCAGAGGUUUACUCACUGGCUAUCUCUUGCUUUGGGAAAGGGGGGCAGCUUGAAUUGAUGGAAGGUACAUUGAAAGAAAUGAUUUCAAGGGGUUUCCCGUUGGACUCUGCCACUGGUAAUGCCUUUAUUAGAUACUAUAGCAUUUUUGGUUCUCUGACUGAGAUGGAGACCGCUUAUGGCCGCCUUAAGAGGUCUAGGUUUCUUAUAGAGGAAGAGGGAAUCCGGGCAAUGUCAUUUGCGUAUCUGAAGAAAAGGAAGUUUUACAGAUUAGCUGAGCUCCUGAAGAAUGUUGGUCUAGGUAGAAGAAACUUGGGAAAUCUUUCAUGGAACCUUUUGUUGUUAUCCUAUGCUGCCGAUUUUAAGAUGAAAAGCUUACAAAGAGAAUUUCUGAGAAUGGUGGAAGCUGGUUUCCACCCUGAUCUUACCACAUUUAAUAUUCGUGCUCUGGCCUUUUCUAGGAUGUCUCUACUCUGGGAUCUCCAUCUGAGCCUUGAACACAUGAAACAUGAGAAAGUUGUUCCUGAUCUUGUGACUUGUGGUUGUGUUGUUGAUGCAUACUUAGAGAGAAGACUAGGAAAAAAUAUGUAUUUUGCUCUCAAUAAAAUGAAUUUGGAUGAUUCUCCACUCAUAUUAACAGAUCCAUUUGUGUUUGAAGUUUUGGGAAAAGGAGACUUUCAUGCAAGCUCAGAGGCAUUUUUGGAGUUCCAGAGUCAGAGGGAAUGGACUUAUAGGAGGUUAAUUUCAGUAUAUUUGAAAAAGCAAUAUAGGAAGAACCAGAUCUUUUGGAAUUACUGACCAGUGACCUGCACUUCGUGUAAAGACAUGUUUGACCGAUUGUUAGAGAAGGAUUGUCACUGACAAUAGCAUGUCUAUCAGUUACAGUUCUAAUUCUAUUGGUUCGACAAGUGCAUGUAUGUAUACAAGAUGAUAAUUGCAUCGCCCUAUAUUGUGCAUGGGUAUGUCUCUGCACUUUCUUCUUAUGUUCAUUCUGGAUAACAGAAAUUUUCCUGAUCUCCAGGGUCUUAUUUAGGCUCCCCUUUUUCAAGCUGAAAUGAAGUUGGAUAUUGGUGAUGGAUAACGUGCCAAUAUGAUGCUAGAGAUGCUAAUCUGAACGUACCAAAUUUGCAACGAAAUGCUACGUUCACUCAGACUCAAAGUACACUCAGAGGAGUAAGAAAUAAACGUUUCUGGCAUUGUGCACCGACGCUCAGAUUUUAUGUCCACUGAAUGGACAAUUGGACUGGAGCUGGAACUCUUAGACCAUACUCUUGAGUUUGGAUAAAUGUUUGUGUUAGAAAAUAAAGUAACUGUUGGUCACAACCUUAUAGUUUAAGCUUUUGAGGAGUGUGAUAACCAGCAAACUCUUUCAUGGUAUCAGAGCAUGAUAUUUGAAGUAUAACUCCUGUAAAAAAAACAAAAUGCCACUCGUGUAUUGCAAAA